This is a messenger RNA of Podospora bellae-mahoneyi, 2963 nucleotides long. RefSeq lists its product as uncharacterized. The transcript has 4 exons. The coding region runs from base 1 to 2727 and encodes 908 amino acids. The record is from RefSeq and is a predicted model, not a curated record. Lineage: Eukaryota; Fungi; Ascomycota; Sordariomycetes; Sordariales; Podosporaceae.
AUGUCCGACAUUGCGAAGAAGACGCUCCCCUCCCGCAAGGGAAAGAAGCAGCAGCAACAGCAGGAGGUCUCCACCCCCCAAGAGGAAAACGUCCCUCGCUCUGCCCCCUCCCCUCCGGCUAUUGAUAUCCAGAAGGAGCAGAACAAGAACCGGGAGGAGGAGGAGGAGAACGACGAGGUUGUGACCACGUCGGGGGAUUUCGAGGGGAAUGAUGGCAGUGAGGUGGAGAGGGAGAGUGGGGGGUAUACUCAUCUGGAGAAGCCCAAGGAAACAGAGGAGGGGAUUCAGAUGGAGGAUAAGGAGGAGGAGAAGCUGGAGAAGGUUGAGCCCGAGGCUAUGAGUGACAAGACGGAGACUGAGGCUGGGGAGGAUACUAAGACUACCACGGAGGAGAAGGUCGAGUCGUCUGAGAAGCCAGAGUCGGACAAGGCUGAGGAAGAGACCCAGACCCCCGCCGCGGAUAAGAUCUCCGAGGCGCCGUCGGGGUUGACGGAGCAGGCUAAGAAAGCCUUUGACCAGGCGAGCGAGAACCAGCCUACUGAUGAGGCGAGGGAGGAGUUCCUCAAGAGUGCAAAGGAGGAUGCUACCACCACAUCGGAGAAGCCUCCUGCCUCAGAGAAGCCAGACGUUGAGGCUGCGGAUAACAACAUCGACGAGCCUGAGCCUGCUGCUUCUGAGAAGUCAGGAAUUGACACCAAGACCGUCAGUGACAAGGCCGAGUCUGUCACCAAGUCAGGGUCCGAGAAACCCGAUGUUGAGCAGCAAACAGAGAAAGCCCCCUCCACCACCGGCACGGAGCAGCAGCAACCCCAAACUGAAGCUGGUGAGCAAGCACAAGAGCAAUUCGACCCCCACCAAAUCCAAGACGGCCAGUCACAGGUCCAGGACUUCUCCCCAUCUCAAGCCGAAGGUCAGCCCGAAGGUACAAUCCAAGAGGACCAACCCCAAGGCGUCGAAGCAGGCGAGGGCUCCACCGUAGCCGAACAAAUGGACUUUUCCAUUCUCAAGAACGGCACCGUCAACAAAGGCGGCAACGUCGUUUCCGACGGCAAGGUUGUCGGUCGUGUCGUGAGCGGCAUCCUGCAGUACCUCAUCGGCAAGAAGGUCGACGAAAACGGGGAUAUCUGGUCCGACAACGGCAAGAUCAUCGGCAAGGCUGAGCCCAUCUCUGACUCGGAACGUGAUGAAAUGCUCAAGGAGUCUGCGCCGUUCGAGUCCUUCCCUGACGCUGUUGUUGACGGGAAUGGGAUGGUUGUCAGCAAUGGGGAAUGGGUGGGCAAGAUUAUCGAAGGGGAUGUCAAGCAGUUGAGGGGGAAGUCUGUUGAUGCUGAUGGGGACGUGCUUGAUAAGGCGGGGAAUGUGAUUGGGAAGGCGGAACGUUGGGAGCCGGAGGAGGAGGUGGAGGAGGAGGUGAAGGAGGUGGAUAAUAGCUUGUUGGCUGGGAAGAGGGUCAACAAGGCGGGGUAUGUGGUUGAUGGGAACGGGGUUAUUUACGGGAGGGUGGUGGAGGGGGAUCCGAAGAGGAUGGUGGGGAGGAUGUGUGAUAAGAAGGGGAAUAUUCUGAGUGAGAGUGGUGAUGUUUUGGGGAAGGCGGAGUUGGUUAGUGAGGGGGAGAGGGAGGGAUCCAAGGAGGGGCCGUUUGCCGAGUUGGAGGGGUGCACGGUUGCUAAGGAUGGGACUGUUGUUACGCCUUCAGGGGAUAUCGUGGGGAGAUUGGUGAAGGGAGAGGGCAAGGUCUUGUUUGGCAGGGCGGUUGAUGAGGAUGGUGAUGUGUUGGAUAAGAAUGGCAAUGUCAUUGGCAAGGCUGAGCGUUGGGAGCCCGAGGAGGUUCAGAAGUCCAAGAACCCCAUGUCGGGCCGCAAGGUCAACAAGGAGGGCAAUGUUGUUGAUGGUGAUGGUAACCUCAUUGGCAAGUUGACUUCUGGCGAUCCUCAGGUUUGCUCGGGCAAGGAGAUUGACGACGACGGUGAUGUUGUCGACCAGAAGGGCACUGUCAUUGGACACUGCUCGCUUCUUGAGGACAUUCCUGAGGUCAAGGACGAGGAGACACCUGAACAGAAGGAGAAGCGCGAGCAAGCCGAGAAUGAUAAGAAGAUGGCCAUCCAGAUGUCUGUCUGCAUUGCCCAGUGCCUUGACAAGAUUCGACCUAUCUGCAAGAUGAUCACCGAGAAAAUCGACAAGGCAGAGCGCACUCCGGAAGACGAGCGCGACGAAGAGCAGCUUGUCAAGGAGGUCCGCCCUCUAAUCGAAGAGGGUGGCCGCAUCUUGACCGAGGCUCAAGGCAUCAUCAAGGGCCUCGACCCUGAUGGCCGCAUCUCGGCCAACGCCAAGCACAAGACUGCUGCUCGCGAGGCCACUCCGGAGGAGUACCGUCUUGCUGAUCUCCUCAAGGAUCUCACUGGCGAUGUCACUCAGUGCAUCGACAAUGCCAAGCGCAAGCUUGAGGAUAUGCCCCACGCAAAGAAGGAGCUCAACCCUCUGUGGGGUCUGCUCAACGAGCCUCUGUUCCAGAUCCUUGCCGCCGUUGGGUUGUUGUUGAGUGGUGUGCUCAACCUCGUUGGCAGAUUGCUGAGCGGCCUUGGAUUGGGAGGACUGGUUGACGGGUUGCUAGGUACACUCGGCUUGAACCGCGUGCUUGCCGGAUUGGGUCUUGGAUCCUUCAGUGACAGUCUCAAGUCGGGUAAGAAGAAGAAGGGUGGUCUUUUGGGCGGAGUCUUGGGUGGCUAAAGCCACGUAGUAUGAGUGAUGAUUAAUGACUUGUAAUUUUCUCUUGUUUAUCUCCUUGUACGUUGGCUCAAGUUUUGGUUUGUUUGUUGUAAUGUGUAAAAUAUCGGCAGGCGGGAAUAACUGAGAGCCUGAGAGCGAAAUAGGAAAUGUGACUUACACAGCGAGAAGAUCGUGUCUGGGAACUGUUAGCAGACUGGAGGUUAGCGUGAUUUCUUGCCAAGAUGAUCCACUCAGCG